AUGGCCGCAACUUGCCCCGUCCCGCCUGCUUCCUCCCUCCUCGCCGAUUCCUUCACGCCGCGGCUCCACUACAUCCUCACCGGCACCUUCAACACCCUGUUCCUCUACCUCCUCGCCUUCUUCCCGUACUCUCCCAACGGCCCAACCCUCACCGUCCACCGCCGCGUACGCGGAGAAGGCCCACACCAGUUUGUCGCGCUGAAUGAGGAGCGGGACAGGGCGUAUGUCACAACUUGGGCGCAGCCGCCGAGCUUGAGUAGCUGGGAAGUACUGGAGGGUGGGAGGGGAGGCGUGAGGAAGAUCAAUACCGUGCCAAUCUCCGCGACAGGUUCCUACCUUACCGUCUCCCCCUCGUCCCUCCCCUUCCCUACCCGGGUCUACCAAGCCGGCGGUCCCGUCGCCCAAACCUUCUCCCUCUCCCCCUCCUCACGUGGGUUCGACACCCAACUCCAGGAAGUAAUCUACCUCGACGGAGGAGAGAAGGAGCUUUGGGAUGAGAAGACGGAUCGUACGAGAGUUGCGUUGAGGUAUGGAAGUCAUGCGGUGGAUAUUGAUCCGGUUCGAGCGAGGGCGUAUGUUCCCCAUGUCGGCCGCGACUCGAUCUUCGUCUACUCUUUCAACGAAGACGGCACGCUCAACCACCUAGCCGAAGUACCGACGCACGGGAAACAGGGCCACGAAGGUGUGAGGCAUAGUAUACCGAGUAGGGAUGGGGGGAGGUUGUAUGUCGUUACGGAGCACACCUCCUACCUCGACAUCUACACGACCCACUCCUCCGCCCCCUACCUCUCCCACACCGCCCGCUACUCCGUCAUCCCCCCUUCGCUCAACUCAAUCCGGCAUCUCUACCGCGGCGACACCCUCCGACUCUCACACGACGGUCGGAGGCUGUACGUCACUACACGGGGAAAGACCGGGGCGCAGAGAGGGUGGGUGAGCGUGUUUGAGGUGGAUGAGAAGGGGGAUGUGCGCGUCAGGGAAGAGGAGGAGAAGGAGGAGGGAGUGAGAUAUGAGGCUUUGAGUCGUUUCGAGGCGAGGAACAGCGGUGGUAAAGCCCACGCGAUCGAGGUCUUCCCCUUCCACUGUUCCUCGACAGGUCAAGGCCACGAUUACCUCGUCUUCACCGACGACGAAGCAGGCCACGUCUCGAUUCUCGAGUGGAGGGACGAGUGGAGCGAGUUGAGGGAGGUUGCGGUUGUGCAGUUGGGGGUGGAUGCGCCUGUUGAGGGAGAGAGGAAGGGUCAGGUGCUUGAGGAGGAGAGGGGGACGGGGGCUAGUCAUGCGGUUUGGCUGAGCUAG
Molecule: messenger RNA, 1299 nt
Organism: Rhodotorula toruloides NP11
Lineage: Eukaryota; Fungi; Basidiomycota; Microbotryomycetes; Sporidiobolales; Sporidiobolaceae
Product: muconate cycloisomerase
Exons: 5
Coding region: 1-1299 (432 amino acids)
Molecular function (GO): protein binding; 6-phosphogluconolactonase activity
Source: RefSeq, a predicted model, not a curated record